CCUGGAUAAGAUCAACGUGCAUAUGAGAGGAGGUAGCAUAGUAGUUACACAGGGGGCAAAUGUUACAACUACACUCAGCCGGAAGAACCCGUUUGAAUUGGUCGCUGCCCUGCCUAAUACGACUAAUCCGUUCAACUUUCAAUGGUACUGGGAUGACGGUGACUCGCUAAUGCAAAAUGGACAGUACAUGGGCAACCUGAUCUCACUCACAGCAGCGAAAACGAACCAAGGAGGUUAUAUCAACGGCGUAGUAGUCCAGAGCCACUUCGAGACCUCAAUGACGCUGGGCACCGUAAGGGUUUUAGGAGUUGACACGAAGCCAAACAGCUUGACAAUCAAUGGCAAACCGUUUACGCAAUUCAGCUUCGAUGCUCAGAGUCAUGUGUUGAUGGUUAACUCGAUCAAAAUAGAGAUAUCGAAUCAGAACUUUAGCAUUAUAUGGGCAUAAAUAAUUAUACAGGACAAGUCAAUAUAAAAGAUGACCUUUUUUGACUCAUCCUGUAUAGAAGGACACACUUUGAAACAUGCCAAGUGGGUGUUAAUUGGAAAGUGCUGUACAUACAUCCGUGGUGUAAAUUAACUUGAUCUAUUCUGGCCCAUCUGAAUAUAAAUAAGUUUGCAUCAGAUCUGGGUGGGGCGGGGGCUCAAGCACCACACAAUGUGAUCGGAGUGAUUUGUAAACAGCUUUUAGGAUUAUUAAGCAUAAGGGCAUUCUUCCACUACAGUGGAAAGACGUCACAGUUUGCCGUUGCGGCGAAAUUUCAAAUGCAAAAUCAACGAACUCGUUUUUUAUACAACCGCUCUCGUGGAACCAGUAUUUAAUUACUCAAGCUAGGCUAGACUCGGCAGCUAUAAUUAUGAGGUGAAGAAGAAUGACGCCGUGAGAUAAUUUUACAUUAAGUGAUGCAUGCGAGACAGGAAAGAGAUUACACCUAAUUUGCAGUUAAUGAAAUAAUACAGAGUGGCUCAAUAAAAAUGAUACACUUACAAAAUGGUAUUUUAUUAUUUUGGCAUUUACCCUCACACGUACAUAUAUUUAUGUACUUGAAGAGCAAGCUCUCUCAAUUAAUUUGACACCAGCAGACUCAUAAUCCUUCCAUGGUUGACUGCACAGGAAUAUUUUAUUGACUCAUGUGAAAUCUCACAUGCGUACACUUCCCAGUGGUCUAACAGGACAAAGAGGAAGCAUUCCCAACAUUUAAUUUUAUUCACAUUUGAACACAAAUACGAAAAUUAUAAAAUGAAUCUGUUAAAUGUCAAUCUCCAACUGUGAAUAAAAUUUAAAAUGUUAAAGAUUGCUUCUUCUUUGUCCUUUGCCCUGUUCAACCACUGAAAGGUUGGCGCAAGUCAGUUUUCACAUUAGUCAACUAAAUCUGUCCUGCGCAGUCAACCAUGGAAGGAUUUUGAAUUUGCUGGUGUCAAAUUAUUUGAGAGAGCUUGCUCUUCAAGUACAUAUAGUUUGAGGUAUAUGCCAAAAUUAUAAGUGAUAUUAACCAUUUUGUAAGUGUAAAAUUUUUAUUGAGCCAUUCUGGGCAGAGACAUGUAUUCACCCACAGGCGGAAGUGUGGCACUGACACAUAGUCCGUACUGAACUGUGAAGCUGUGGUAAAUACAUGACUGUGAUGGGUGAAUGUGGAUUUAUUCUUCAAUCUUUGGUGGAUUCUUAAUCUACAGAGCCAGGCCAUAACAGGGAUAUACUUUUUGAUAAUUAAUUUAAGGAAAUAUUGUCUCACUGGCCAGUUUAGAACUUGUAUUCUAAUAGGCCCAUAUCAGUCCGCGAGUGACGAUUUGAUGGCAAUGUUGUACACAAAUAAAUUUUUCUCAGGCAAUCGGUAUUGGAAUGUUUUGAAUUUUUACUAUUAUUUCGAUAAAAGCCUCUUCAUAACACAUAUAAAAUUUGGUGGGAAUUAAAGCACCCUUGGUGUACUUUUUUUCACCAACCUAUAUUCAUUGAAAUGUACACAGAAUGUACACGCUGGCUAACAGAGGUCUUUGGCCUUCUGUAGAGUUUUUUUACAUAUUGUCACACCGCCGAUGCUUAUACACGCUGGCCACACCGUCCAGAGACCCAACCACCCUCUUGAUUACAUUACAGAGAUUUGCCCGGAACUGGCCAAUAGCGGUUACGUUACACGCUGGCCACCUUGCGGGAGCGUAGGGAAAACGUAUAUUACAGAAGUUGGUCGUCGAUUUUCAAACAUGGAAUAUUUCAUUGAAUUAAAUCUGCUUGUCCAUACUAUCAAUCAAA
Molecule: messenger RNA, 2248 nt
Organism: Lineus longissimus
Lineage: Eukaryota; Metazoa; Nemertea; Pilidiophora; Heteronemertea; Lineidae
Exons: 4
Coding region: 23-448 (141 amino acids)
Source: RefSeq, a predicted model, not a curated record